Messenger RNA from Gekko japonicus, 4556 nucleotides. Its product is annotated as zinc finger protein 721-like. Bases 1 to 4506 code for a protein of 1501 amino acids. The transcript is spliced from 9 exons. Lineage: Eukaryota; Metazoa; Chordata; Lepidosauria; Squamata; Gekkonidae. The record is from RefSeq and is a predicted model, not a curated record.
AUGCAGGCGCCGCUUGUACAGUCUGGUUCUUUUUUGGAGUCUUUUGGCCUGCUAACCCUUGUGGAUCCUGACAGCUGUGAAGCCGACUACCUGCUUAUUGGAUCCUUGUCCCUUGUGGCUGGUAAAAUCAUGCCACCAAGUGAGAAACCUUCACCUUGGAAAGAUGCCAAGGCCUUUCUGGCCUCCUUUGAGCAAGUGGCCGAAGCCUGUCAGUGGCCCCAGGAAGAGUGGGCGACCCGACUCCUGCCAGCCCUCAGCAGAGAAGCCGAGAAGGCCUUCAAAGGGCUGGGUGUUGGGGACAGAGAGGAUUAUGGGAAGCUGAAGGCAGCCAUCUUGCGAGGGGAAGCCCUGAGCCGGGACAAGCAGCGUGAAGAGUUCCGGCAUUUCUGCUACCAGGAGGCCGAGGGGCCACGGGGAGCUUAUGGCCGACUAUGGAAACUGUGCCGUGGGUGGCUGAGAGUGGAGAAUCACAGCAAGGAGCAGAUCCUGGAGCUCUUGGUCCUAGAACAGCUGUUGAGUGUCCUUCCCCCGGAGAUCCAGAGCCGGGUGAGGGAGAGCGGCCCCGAGAGCUGCUCCCAGGUGGUGGCCCUGGCCGAGGAGCUCCUCUUGAGGCAGGAGAAGCAGGUGCCCUUGGAAGAGAUAGCUGGGGCCAGGGCAGGCCAGGAUCCAUCUGAGAGCAAGCAGGGGCAUCCCUCGGUGGGCGUCAAGGAAGAGGAAGAUGGAGAGGCCAGCUUGUUGGGUAAGGCGGGAUACCUGCUGGGACCUCAGACUGGGGAAAGCAUCAUGUGGAAGAGGAUAACAUAUUCUAGUCCUGCAGCACCAGAACUGAGCGAUCAUUCAGAGCAAGAAAUGGAGAAAGAGACUCCCACAUUUCCCAAAUUAGAGGAAAUACCAGAGGGAAGAGGAAUAACCCCUCAUGUUCUCCAGGCUGUGAAUACUGGGGAAAUCCUGCAAAAGAGAACAGGACAUCCAAUCAAUCAGCCUGCAGGGGAGGGAUCCCUUUCCCUCCAGCAGUGGGAAGGCCAAUGGCAGGAAUUUCUUAGGAUGCUGGAGUCCUCUCACUCACCACGGGGAAUCCCACACUUGCCAGAAAAACCGUCACCCUGGGAGGAUGCCAAGGCUUUUCUGGCCUCCUUUGAGCAAGUGGCCGAAGCAUGUUGGUGGCCCAAAGAAGAGUGGGUGACCCGACUCCUUCCGGCCCUCGGUGGAGAAGCCGAGAAGGCCUUUAAAGGGCUGGGUGUUGGAGACAGAGAGGAUUAUGGGAAGCUGAAGGCAGCCAUCUUGAGAGAGGACGCCCUGAGCCGGGAGAAGCAGCGUGAAGAGUUCCGGCAUUUCUGCUACCAAGAGGCUGAGGGGCCACGGGAGGCUUACAGCCAACUGCGGGAAAUGUGCCGUGGGUGGCUGAGAGUGGAGAAUCACAGCAAGGAGGAGAUCCUGGAGCUCUUGGUCCUGGAGCAGCUGCUGAGCGUCCUGCCCCCGGAGAUCCAGAGCCGGGUGAGGGAGAGUGGCCCUGAGAGCUGCUCCCAUGCAGUGGCCCUGGCUGAGGAGUUCCUCUUGAGGCAGGAGAAGCAGGUGCCAUUGAAGGAGGCAGCUGGGAACAUCUCUGAGGCAGGCCAGGGUCUGUCUGAGAAUGGAUGGAGGCAUCCCUCAAUGGACAUCAAAGAAGAGGAGGACAGAGAGGUCAGCCUGCUAGGAAGCUUAGGCAAAAUGGCUGGGGAAGUACAGGGGUCAACAUUGGAAAACACUAAGGAGGAAGACCCUGAAGGGGACUUUAGGGAUCCAGAUGGAAUCAGGAGGAAGGAGGGAGCUGACACAGAUGAGAAGAGGGAUGAACCUAUUCCUUUCCAAGGAAGAGGCUUCCAUGAAAUCCCAGUCCAAGAAGAAAGUCUAACUGAAAACAGAAGGAAUGAAGGCCUCUGUUCUAACCAGAGAAUCCAGUGCAGGGAAAAAGAAAAUGAAAAGGUGGCUUUUGGAAAAAUCUUUAUUCAGAAAAUGAACAUUGUUCCCCAGGAACAAAUUCUGUCAGGAGAGAAACUAUAUAACUGCUCCGAGUGUGGAAAGAACUUCAGUUGCCGAACAGCCCUUGUUUUCCAUCAAAGAAUUCACUCAGGGGGUGAUCAGGAGAAUCAGGAAGAUGAGAAACGGCAUGAGUUAUCAUUGGGCAAAGCCGAGUGUGCAGAGCUGAAAGGAAACUUCAGGAAUCGAGGUGGACCCAAGAGGCAGAGAGGAAUCCACCUGGUUCAGAGGAGGGAUCAAGCCACUCCUUGCCAAGGACAGGAUGUCCAUGAAGUAAUUCACAUGGCAGAGGAAAUGUACAAAUGCUUGGAGUGUGCAUUGGACUUCUCAGAUCAAACCCAAUAUAAUAUCCAUUUGCAAAAGCACAAUGGAAAGAAUAUCCCUAAAUGUUUGCAGUGUGGAAAGAGCUUCAGUUGCAGAUCAGAGCUUCUUAGGCAUCAAAGAAUCCACACAACAGGGGAACGGUAUAGCUGCUUAUUCUGUAGCAGGAGCUUCUCACAUAAAGCAAACCUUAUUCACCACCAAAGGAUUCAUUCAAAAGAGGAACCAUUUACUUCCUCAGGGAAUGUAAAGAGUUUCUCUGAUGAAAGAAAAGGUAAUGUACAUUUUCCAAAGCAUAACAGAAUGAAGGCAUAUAAAUGCUUUCAGUGUGGAAAGUACUUCAGAUCCAAGUCUCAGCUCCUUGUGCACCAAAGAACCCACACAGGGGAGAAACCAUUUGAAUGCUCAGAGUGCGGAAAAAAAUUCAGUCAGAGUGGCAAUCUUCAACAGCAUCUAAGAACCCACACAGGUGAGAAACCUUUUGAAUGCUCAGACUGUGGAAAGAAAUUCAAUCAGAGUUGCCAUCUUCUACAGCAUCAAAGAACCCACACAGGGGAGAAACCUUUUGAAUGCUCAGAAUGUGGAAAGAAAUUUAACUGGAGUGUCAAUCUUCAACGGCAUCAAAGAAUCCACACAGGGGAGAAACCUUUUGAAUGCUCAAAAUGUGGAAAGAGUUUCAAGUGGAGUGUCAAUCUUCAACGACAUCAAAGAAUCCACAUAUGUGAGAAACCUUUUGAAUGCUCACAGUGUAGAAAGAAAUUCAUGCAUAGUUAUGAUCUUCAGUGGCAUGAAAGAAUCCACACUGGGGAGAAACCUUUCGAAUGCUCAGAUUGUGGAAAGAAAUUCAGUAGGAGUUUCAAUCUUCAACAGCAUCUAAGAACUCACACAGGGGAGAAACAUUUUGAAUGCUCAGAGUGUGGAAAGAGAUUCAUCCAGGGUUGCAAUCUUCAACGGCAUCAAAGAACCCACACCGGGGAGAAACCUUUUGAAUGCUCAGUGUGCAGAAAGAGAUUCAUCCAGAGUUGCCAUCUUCAACGGCAUCAAAGAACCCACACAGGGGAGAAACCUUUUGAAUGUUCAGAGUGUGGAAAAAGCUUUAACUGGAGUUUUGCUCUUCAACGACAUCAAAGAAUCCAUACAGGUGAAAAACUUUUUGAAUGCUCGGAGUGUGGAAAGAGAUUCAUUCAGAGUUUUGCUCUUCAACGGCAUCAAAGAAUCCAUACAGGUGAGAAACCUUUUGAAUGUUCAGAGUGUGGAAAGAGAUUCAACUGGGGUGGCAGUCUUCAGAGGCAUCAAAGAACCCACACAGGGAAGAAACCUUUUGAAUGCUCAGAGUGUGGAAAGAAAUUCAAGCAGAGUUGCAAUCUUCAGCGGCAUCAAAGAACCCACACAGGGGAGAAACCUUUGAAUGCUCCAGAAUGCGGAAAGAAAUUCAGUCAGAGUUUCCAUCUUCAGCGGCAUCAAAGAAUCCAUACAGGAGAAAAACCAUUUGAAUGCUCAGAUUGUGGAAAGAAAUUCAGUCAGAGUUUCCAUCUUCAAGAGCAUCUAACAAUCCACACUGGUGAAAAACCUUUUCAAUGUCCACAGUGUGGAAAGAAAUUCAACAAGAGUUGCUAUCUUCAACGACAUGAAAGAACCCACACAGGUGAGAAACCUUUUGAAUGCUCUGUGUGUGGAAAGAGCUUUAUAUGGCGUUUCCAUCUUCAACGACAUCAAAGAAUCCACACAGGGGAGAAACCUUUUGAAUGCUCAGAAUGUGGAAAGAAAUUCAGUCAGAGUGGCCAUCUUCUACAGCAUCAAAGAAUCCACACAGGUGAGAAACCUUUUGAAUGCUCAGAGUGUCCGAAGAGUUUUACUCAUAGAUUCUGCCUUCAACAACAUUACCGGAUCCACACAGGAGAGAAACCAUUUGGUUGCUCGGAGUGUGGCAAGAGCUUCUCACAGAGAACAAACCUUAUUCAACACCAAAGAAUUCAUUCAGGAGAGAAGCCAUAUAAAUGCUCAGAGUGUGGAAAGAGGUUCAGUCGGUGUAGCGAUGUCCAACGGCAUCAAAGAGUCCACACAGGGGAGAAACCUUUUGAGUGCUCAGACUGUGGAAAGAGAUUCAUUCAGAAAUCCAGCCUUCAACAACAUCACAGAAUCCACAUGAGAAACAGCAUAGAUUCAUAGCCUGUGACAAGAGCUUCUCUUCUGUUUCACACCUUAAAGACAGCCACAGA